GUGUCGGUGUCAAACUGACCCCCGUCGGUGGGCCGGUCGUCGGCCGUCGGUGCCGCCGUGCCGACCGUCCCCACAGGCCGCCGCACGGUGGGGCCGGCGGCGCGGUGUGCCGGGUAAAAACCGGUGCUGCCGCCGGCGGCGGCGCGGGUCGCCGCGCGGUCGACCCUCAGUCGAGGCGCCGCGCUCGCCGGUGCAGUGCGUCAGUGCGCGGGGUGCGCCGGGAGUGAAUCCAGUGCGUCACGACCGCCGUCAAGCUGGAUGUGAGGGUGUUGUAGACACGUGAGCGACCAUGGACUCGAAUGGCAGCCGGCGCGAGUUUAGGACGGAGCCGUUUGAACACUACUAUGACAUAUUCGAGGAGCUCGGCAGCGGCCAGUUCGCCGUGGUGCGCCGAUGUCGGGAGAAGUCGUCUGCCACCGAGUUUGCCGCCAAGUUUAUCAGGAAGCGUCGCGUGGCCUCGUCGAGACGCGGCCAGCCGAUGGCAGAUAUCGAACAGGAGGUGGACCUGCUGAUGCAGAUGGCGCACCAGAACGUCAUCAGUCUGCACGACGUCUUCGACAACGACGUCUACGUCAUCCUCGUCCUCGAGCUCGUCCGCGGCGGAGAGCUCUUCGAGUUUGUCACGGAGAAGGAGCGACUCAGCGAAGCAGAGGCUUCAUUCUUCAUCAAACAGAUUCUCAGCGGUUUGGAGCACAUGCACUCCAAGCGGAUCGCGCAUCUCGAUCUGAAGCCUGAGAACGUGAUGCUGCUCACCAGAAAACACCAGCAGAUCAAGCUGAUCGACUUCGGUCUCAGCAAAAAGAUCGAGCCUGGCCAGGAGCAGCGCCAUAUGCUCGGAACGCCGGAGUUCGUGGCACCGGAGAUCGUCAACUACGAGCCUCUGUGCCUGGCCUGUGAUAUGUGGGCGGUCGGAGUCAUCACCUAUAUCUUGCUCUCCGGGGCGUCUCCGUUUCUGGGAGACACUCAGCAGGAGACCUUUGCCAACAUCGUGGCCUGCGACUACUACUUCGACGAGGAGUACUUCGGCGGCACGUCCGAGUCGGCCAAGGACUUCAUCUCUCGUCUGUUUGUCAGGGACCCCAGGCGACGUGCGGACGUUCAGGAGUGUCUGCGACAUCCCUGGAUCGAGCCACGAGGAAAGGAAGAGAAGGCAGAACAGCGAGAGAAGGAGGUCAACAUCGACAACCUGAAAAACUACCAGGCUCGCAGACGCUGGAAGCACUCGCUGCGAGUGGUGUCGCUCUGUAACCGGCUGUCGCGCAGCGCCAAGCUCCGCAGUCGCAGUCAGAGUAUGGAGAUGCUGGACGAGAGGGCCGAGCAGCCGGAGCAGCCGCCGACCGCUUCAUCAACGCCAGCCAUCAACGACCUGGCAGUGGCCGCAUAUCAGGAUGAGAAUUUCGUGGUGUCGGCGCUGUUCUGCGCCGCCGAGGAGGGCAACGUCUCCGGCAUCAAGGAGCUCUUCUCCAUGGCCAAAAUCGACCCCAACGUCGCCAACAAGCACGGCGAGACUGCACUUCACGUGGCGGCCGGUCUCGGUCAACUGGAGGUGGUGCGUGUGCUGCGUGCCAAGGGGGCUAACCUGAACCAGACGGACAGCAACGGCGACAACACGGCGUUCUGGGCGGCUCGGCACAGCCACUCGGCCGUGCUCAACUACCUGAUCAAGGAGGGCGUGCACAUCAACAACAGAAACAAGAACGGCGAGACGCCUCUGCACGUGGCCUGUCGGUACGGCCACACCGCCGUGGUACAGCUACUCUGUGAGGCGCACACUAACCUCGACAUCCAGGACGACCAUGCGGAGACGGCGCUGCAUAUGGCCGUCUGGCAUGGCUUCCCCGUGAUCGCCAAUCUACUCUGUCUGGCCGAGGCCAACCCGAACGUCGUCAACCUCGAGCACGAGACGCCGCUGCACUGUGCGGCUGCUCGGGGCCACCUGGAGGCAGUGCGUUGUCUUCUGGACGCCGGCGCUACACUGGACAUCCCUGACCGGCGCGGUGCGACGGCACUGCACCUGGCGCUCCACCGGCGCCACGUGCAUGUAGCCCACCUGCUGCUACAGGCAGGCGCCGACUGCGACCUGGCUGACCACCUGGGUGAAACUCCGAUCCAUCUGGCGGCCGCCGCUGGUCUCCUCUCGUUGGCGCAGACUCUGUGCGCGUACGGCUGCGCUGUAGAUGUGAUGAACAAGGAGGGACUCUAUCCCAUCCACCUGGCGGCCAAACACGGGCACACCGAGGUGGUCCGGAUUCUAUGUCUGGCGGGCUGCACGAUCGACCAGCGGAAUCGAGACGGCAUUAAGGCCGAGAUUACGGCCAUCAAGCACGGCCACAACGACAUCAGCUGCCUUCUGUCGCGUCUCAAUAACGCGGAUCUUCGGGAGGAGUACAUCAACCAGCUGAUCCCCACGUCUAACCCGAUCUCUCGCGUGAAACUGAAGCUGUUCGGCCAUUCCGGCGUCGGCAAGACCACGCUGGUCGAGUCAAUGAAGACUGGAUACUUCUCGAGCUUCUUCAAACGCAGCAAGAGUGGCAGCAUUGGCAGCAUCGGCAGCCAAAAAUCAGCCCAUUCGUCGAGCCGGUCCCACAUGGAGCUGACGCCGACCCGUUCGCGGGACAGCAGCUCCCUGUCGUUCGACACCGGAUACGACAACUACACGCGCGGCAUUGACGUCACCAGGUCAACCCUGAGCGGAGUGGGCGACGUCUCCGUCUGGGACUUCUCGGGCCACGACAGCUACUACAUCUUCUACGACCACUUCAUCGGAAAUACUAACUGCAUCCACCUGGUGGUGUACCGGCUCAACGACCCGCCGCAUGUGCAGCUCCAGCAGGUGGUGUUCUGGCUCAGCUUCCUGCAGGCGCGCAUACCGCCCAAGGAGCCGCUGGGUCACUGCGGCCGCUCCAGCAAGCCGGCCAAGGUGGCUCUGGUCGCCACACAUGCUGAUCUCAGUCAGUGUCACAAGAACGGACAUGGGGAGUACAUAUCUGCAGAGGUGGACGUUCUUCUCAAGGAGGUGCAGGAGCGAUUUGAGCACGUCUUUGACCUCCACGAGAGCGUCUUCGUCCUGGACGCGACCUCCGUGACAUCGCCCGCCCUGAAGCACCUAAAGGGCUACCUGUCGGAGACCAAAGUCAAGGUCACCCAGGGCCUGCCCAAGUCGACCGGGUUCCUGGAGGCCGUGGUAGCCCAGCUGGGCGGCUGGCGUCGUCUGCAGCCGCACUUUCCGAUCCUGACGUGGCCCGACCUGGUGGAGAUGGUGCGGGCCCAGGUGAACCCGCUGGUCGGCGAGGAGCACGUUCAGGAGGUGGUUCAGCAGCUGCAGCUCAUGGGCGAGGUGGUGUACCUGAAGCCGUCAGGUGGUGAACAGGAGAUCCUGGUGCUCUCUCCUCGCUGGCUGUGUGGCGACAUCCUGGGCCACAUGCUCUCCGGCGAGUUCGUUCAGAAGGCGAAGGCCACUGGCUGCUACACGGUGGACGAUUUCCAAAUGGCCAUGCCCGAGUGCGACACGCUCGACCUGCUGCAGGUUCUGGAUGCCCUCCGGCUGUGUACUCAGUGUGACAACGACGGUGAGAUUGAGUACGAGUUCCCUUGCUACAACUACGUGGAGACGCUGGACGGCCUGUGGGACCCGCCGCCGCCGCCACCGGCCGCCCCCGAGCUCUGCUACGGCGGUCUGAGGCUGCGCACCCCGCCAGGCACCGAGUGCCUCAUGGGAUCCUUCUUCUCACGCAUUCAGGUGCAGCUGCGUCACUUUGCCCAGGAGUACCCGUCGCGCGACACGGACCUGUACCAAUGGUCGGAGGGCUCAAAGUUCUGUACGGACCGGCUGGAGAGCCUGCUGACCAUGCCUCCCGGUGGUGACGAGCUGGAGCUGAAGGUGCGAGGUCCGACCGACAGUCGCGCCGCCUGCUUCUACCUGCUGGAGGACCUGCUGGCAGCGCUCGACCAGGUGUUCACCGAGAUGUCUCCGGGCCUGCCGAUCGAGCGGCACUACCUGUCGCCGACCAGCCUGCGCCUGCACCGCAGCUCGCCGGUGGUACAGCCGCCCGAGCGUCUGGCCGCCGCGCUGCUGGCUGACGGGCCGCACAGCCAGCUGCCGCCGGACACGCUGGCCGACCUGCUGUGUUUCGGCGCUGAGCAGCUGCUGAGCGCCCUCACCUGGCUGCCAGAGCUGCCGGUGGCCGUGGCGCCGGUGGCCGCGCGCCGCCGCCUCUGCGCUGCGCUCGACCCGGCCGACCCGCUCGGUAAGGACUGGUGUCUGCUGGCCGUUCAGCUGGGGCUGACCGAGCGGCUGGCGCGACUCGACGCCGGAGAUAACCCGGCCGUCAGCCGGACGGCGCGCGUGCUCGACGAGUGUGUGGCUGCUGGAGUGACCCUGGGUCGGCUGUACUCGGCGCUCGGUGAGCUCGGGAGAGCUGAUGUCGCCGACCAGCUGGCGCGCGCGUGUCCGCUGUACCGGCCGCGCUCGGCCUCCGGCGGAGACGACAAGGCCGCGCUGAGGACCUCCUCAGGAUCGGCCACCAGCUCCUCUAACGUCAGCCGGUAAACGGCAGUCUAGGGUCGCGUCGGUCGCGUCGGUCUCGACACACUCCGGCACCGAGCGGGGGCGGGCGGGGAUUCAGCAGACGGCAGGCAGCUUCUGAAGCCGGCGUGGGGUCCUGCGGGGGCUGAGGCGUCACGAAGGACGGGGUACCGUGCGGGGGACGAUGAGCUGUGACGAUUAAAGGCGGUUUUCGUGAUCAGACUAUUUAGCGGCGGAUAUUCGUUUUGUGUGCUUUCUUUGUGUGCUCGUGUCCAUGUGGGGUUCAUGCACAUGGCGUGAAUGCGGUCCGCAGAAGUGGCCAGAACUUAAUGUGCCCUUGCUCCCGACUGAAUGCGUUCUCGGUGUCUCUUGGAGUCACAUUAAGUUUGGUUUAUUUUGUAAUGUGCGUUUGUGUAAGCGUCGUCGUUUUAGCACGAAUAAUUGCACUCGGAACUUGUGUUAUUCUGAUAUAUUUAAUGCCGCUGAGGUAUCGUCGGCCUUUUGUCGCAAGUCAUUUAUUUAAAGAUGUGUGUAUAAGUGGUUAAAUAAAGUGACCUAGAGUGAAA
Amphibalanus amphitrite is the source of this 5091-nucleotide messenger RNA. Its product is annotated as death-associated protein kinase dapk-1-like. Gene Ontology annotation, cellular component: nucleus. Gene Ontology annotation, biological process: positive regulation of apoptotic process; intracellular signal transduction; protein phosphorylation. Lineage: Eukaryota; Metazoa; Arthropoda; Thecostraca; Balanomorpha; Balanidae. Gene Ontology annotation, molecular function: ATP binding; protein serine/threonine kinase activity; protein binding. The transcript is spliced from 27 exons. The record is from RefSeq and is a predicted model, not a curated record. Bases 290 to 4549 code for a protein of 1419 amino acids.